This is a messenger RNA of Phaedon cochleariae (mustard beetle), 1764 nucleotides long. Lineage: Eukaryota; Metazoa; Arthropoda; Insecta; Coleoptera; Chrysomelidae. The record is from the annotation of a GenBank genome assembly.
AUGUCUAACGGUGUGCACAUCUUCUUGCUGACGCUCUCAUUUGCUAUUUCCACUGCUGAAAAUGCUAGCGACGUGAAAUAUGCAACAGCUUUUCUGGAACGCUUCGGCUAUGCGGAUAAAAAUGCUAUCACUGAUUUAUCGUCAGCUCUUAUUCAGUUUCAAGAGAGAUACAAUCUUUCUGUCAGUGGAGAACUUGACGAAACAACGCUGAGCUUGAUCAAAAGAACACGGUGUGCGAUAAGAGAUAAUGAUUUUACAAUUCAUUCUAAAUGGAAUAAAACAAAUGUUCGUUGUUACUAUCCCCAAUCCAAUCAGAUACAGCGAAACGCUGCCAAGAAACCUUUCGAUAUGUGGGCGGGGAUAUCAAUGCUGAAAUUUGAACAGGUGCGACGACCUGCUUUGCAAAAACCCGAUAUCACCAUAACUUUUGGCAAUAACCGCCACUUUAUGCGAACAAACUGUCAAGGAAACACAGCAUGCCCCUUUAAUUUCGAUGGCCGCGGGACGGUACUAGCUCACACAUUUUUCCCCUCCGAAAACAAAGAUUGUCUGGAAAUACACUUUGAUUCUGAUGAAAACUGGUAUUUUGGGGUUGAGACACCUCCAGGUGACGGUCAAGUCAGCUUUUUGAUGGUAUUAGUUCAUGAGCUUGGACACGCUCUCGGAUUAGGACACAGCAGUGUCAAUACGGCUGUUAUGUAUCCCUGGUAUCAAGCUUAUCGAACGGAUUUUGAUGAAGACGAUAGAAUUGCAAUAGAGUAUUUGUAUGGGAAGAAAGAUGACCGAAUAUAUGCCAAGAUCCCGAGCUCAAUAACAACAACACCACAAAAUGCUACAGCUAUAUCGGUUACUUCAACCACGCCUAUGAUGAAAACAACUACACCGGUCAUGUUGCCGCAGUCACCUAUGUCGAUAAAACCACAAGCGAGUAGUCCGACGACGCCGAGAGAGCCACCAAAAUUGUGUGAAAUUCAAACACCCGACUUCAUGUUUUUAGCAAGAGCACCCCAAUUUCCUAAUUAUCGUCUGUACAUAGGGUAUAAGGAGUUUUUGUGGAAAAUAGAUUUGAACGAUAUGAAUACUCCUGCACAGUCGGAAGUACUUAACGAUUAUCUUCCGCCAUCGUUGAAAAACUCGCAGGUUUCUCAUGUCUUUCAAAAUUCUAGAGAUGGAAUGGUCAUUCUGAAUGAAGUGAAUGAGAAAUCUUUCAAGACUCUCAACGAUUUGGCAGAGAAGAUACUUCAAAGAAUGCUUUUCAUUUUCAAAAAAUAUUCUCGCUGUGAUUCAGUUUUUCUGGUAUUUGAUAAAUAUGAUAUCAAGGAUUCCAUAAAAGACAUGGAGAGACGUGGACAUCAUAAUCUAGGAAUAUUCAGUAUAACAGGAAGUCGACCAGUGCCAAACUACAGGAAUUUUCUGAAAUCAACACCAAAUAAAAUGACACUCAUAAAAUUUUUGAGCCAGUAUUUGAUGGAUUCCUUCAAGAGGCUACCAGGAGGAAAGUUUCUUUUCAUUGCUGGAGGAUCGAAAGAUGCCGAAUCAUGUUUUAAGGUCAGCUAUGCAUCAAUUGACGAAGACUCUAUGUCACGGUGCAACCAUAAAGAAGCUGACACCCGUUUAAUAUUCCGAAUAAUAACUUCCAUCGAAGAAAAUAGUUCUGUUAUUAUAAACACGGACGAUACUGACGUGCUAGUCCUUCUUUCAUAUUAUCAUUGGAAUAACGAAGUAAUGGACAGUUCUGAAUUUUUCAUGGAAACUGGACACUAG